This is a messenger RNA of Metopolophium dirhodum (rose-grain aphid), 2528 nucleotides long. Its product is annotated as proton-coupled amino acid transporter-like protein pathetic. Gene Ontology annotation, molecular function: amino acid transmembrane transporter activity. The record is from RefSeq and is a predicted model, not a curated record. NCBI's taxonomy places the organism in Eukaryota, Metazoa, Arthropoda, Insecta, Hemiptera, Aphididae. Gene Ontology annotation, biological process: amino acid transmembrane transport. Bases 294 to 1697 code for a protein of 467 amino acids. Gene Ontology annotation, cellular component: vacuolar membrane. The transcript has 8 exons.
UCGUCAUGCAUUCGAACGUGUACCAGUGUAUCGACACAGUCCACUUGUGAUCGCGCUUGCCCACAUUAUUUUUUUUUCAAAAUUUCAUGUUAUCGUAUCAAAAUCGAUUUUGUUUUUCAUAUAACGCUAUAAAUUUUCGUGAAAACACGACAUCUAUCCUAUAAAUUCAAAUAAUUAUACUGAAUAGUUUAAAAAAAUUAUAUUUUUUUGGAACUGAGAAGAAAACUACGAAGAAACUACGUUCAGGGUUCGUAAGAAGCAGCACCGAAACUCCUGACGUCUUAUUUUACGAAAUGUCUAAGAUGAAAGAAUUGUCGGAUAAUAAACUAAGACCAUUCAAAAGUCAAGAAAAGAGUGAAGUCGCACAUCUGAAUGGCAUCAGCUACUUCGAUCCAUUUCUCGAAAGAAACUUGGAACACCCAACCACUAAUGGUGAGACCCUGACUCACUUACUCAAAGCAUCUCUGGGAACUGGCAUCCUGGCCAUGCCGCUAGCUUUCCAGUGUUCAGGACUUAUAACCGGCGUAUUCGCAACACUGUUUGUGUCGUUUGUGUGCACGUAUUGCUCGUAUUUACUGGUGAAAUGCGCUCACACGCUUUACAGGCGAACAAAAGUGUCAUCCAUGAGCUACGCAGAUGUUGCUGAAGUGGCGUUCGCCAACGGACCACAAUGGUCUCGAAAGUUCUCGUUGAUAACCCGCCAGUCAGUGCUUUGGCUGCUGUUCGUCACAUACUUUGGAACGUGCAGCGUGUACACAGUGAUCAUCGCCUCUAACUUUGAACAGCUGUUUACACACCACAUGGGUUACAAGCUGGACCUCCGGUUGUUUAUUGCGAUGCUACUCAUACCGCUUAUACUGCUCAGUUACGUUCCCAAUCUCAAGUACUUGGCGCCCGUGUCUAUGGUGGCCAACCUGUUGAUGGCCACCGGUCUGGGCAUCACAUUUUACUAUACGCUGUGUGAGGUACCCAAAAUUUCAGAAAGGCCAGCCGUGGGGACACUUGAAACGUUCCCAACGUUCUUCUGCCUCACCGUGUUUGCCAUGGAAGCCAUUGGAGUGGUGAUGCCGUUGGAAAACAACAUGAAAACGCCCAGAAGCUUUUUGGGAGUUUUCGGCGUGCUGAACAUCGGCAUGGGCUGCGUGACCAUUGUGUACAUUCUGCUCGGUUUCUUCGGUUACUUGAAGUACGGCGAAGAAACGAAAUCGAGUAUCACGUUAAACCUUCCUACUGAAGACCUUGCUGCCCAGGUGGCUAAAGUAUGCAUCAGUUUAGCAGUGUUCUGUACGUACGGUCUACAGUUUUUCGUAUGCUUGGAAAUCAUAUGGAACAAAAUCCAGGAAACCUUUGAAAGAACCACAACUUUGCAUAACUACAUUUUGAGAACGAUUCUAGUGAUUGCAUCUGUGUUGAUCGCGGUAGCUGUACCGACAAUCGGUCCGUUCAUUGGACUCAUCGGUGCCUUCUGUUUCUCACUGCUCGGUAUCGUUGUGCCCUUGGUCAUAGAGUUCGCCACAUACUGGGAUGAAGUAACCAUCUGGAUGACCAUCCGGAACGUGGUACUGAUCGCCGUCGGCAUCUUGGCGCUGGUCUUCGGCACAGCCAACAGCAUAGCCGAUAUAAUCGCCGCGUACGAUCCCGCUCAGACGGUCACGUGCGUUAUCAACUCCACACUGACUCAGACAAUUACAGAGUGACCGGAAAUCCGGCCACAUCAUCGACCAUCCAGCCACACAGAAUUUACAAUAAUUAUUUAUAUAUAAUCAUAGGCGUAGUGACAGGUGUGCCUUGGUAAAACCGAAUCCCCCCUCCCAAAAAAAAGGCCUUUUGUUUAUAUAUCAUCGAUACUAAUGAUAAAAACAGUUGGUUUUUUUAAAAUUAAAUUUGAUUAUUCAACUAUAUUAUAAAAAUUGUGUGAAUAAUACUUACAAUAAUGGCUAUAAUGGCUUUCAAAUUAAUAAUUUUUACAUAAAUAAUACAAUAAUCACAUUAGAAAUUGCAAACGAAAAUACUGGCUACGCCUAUGUAUAUAUAAUAGUUAUUAAACGCGUUUACGCGUAUUCAAAAUGUUUAAAGAAAGUUUAAUUUGUGGUUGGGAUGGUCGGACAACGGGAACCGACGCCGACGAAGCUACUGCCACGAUCAAUAGUCGUCCUCGUUUCGUCGGCCAGGCGCCCGUCGACCACUACCCGAAAGUGCUUGGGUAUAUAGCAUCAUCGGGACAUAAUAUAAUAGGUGACAGACACAUAUAACAAUAGUAUUUUUUUUAGGUCGCAUUCAAUCAUAAAAAAAAACAAUUAUUUUAUUAUUAUUUUAAUUUAAAAUUAUGUUUCUAAACAUGAUAUAAAACUUAGGCUUAAUCUUUUUUUAUUAUUAGAUAUGAUUGAACGAUCUUUUUUUUUAUUCGAUACAGAUAAACUUUAUAUUAUAUGAUAUUAUAAUAAUUUAUAUACCGCCUAAAUAUGUUCCAUUUUCUUUUUAUACAUUAUAUAUAAUAUUAAGUAUUUAACUCGAUAAAUAUUGUAUUA